GUUUGACGAAGUCUUAAUUGGUGAAGUUGCAAAAAGACCACCAUUGUAUGACCAUCGGCUCCCAACAAAAGAAAGGCUUAAAUUAAAGAUGCAGGUUUAUUGGACAGAAAUACAAAAUACUGUAGGAUUGCAAUAUUCAUUAGACUACAUACAAAAACGUUGGAAACAAUUGCGCGAUGAAUAUGUACGAGCCCGCAAAAAAGUCAUGGCAUAUAAACCAAGUGGAACGGAAGGUGAAGAGUCCGUGCGGCCAUCGUUUAAACACUAUACAUCAAUGACGUUUUUAAAUGAUGUAUUAGAUCGUGCGCCAACAAUUUCGAAUAUAGUGCAACCAGGCGGUUCUAGGGAGCCUACACCAAGGGGUUCCAGGGAGCCUACUCCAGGAGGUUCGAGGGAGCCUACUCCAGGAAGGUCUAGCGAACAUACAAAAAGAUCAGCAAGUGAGCAACAUACUCCAACAUCUAAGAGAAAAAAAACUGAAGAUGAUAUACAGCAAGCUUUAUUGAAAGUUUUACAAAGCGAAGACAAAUUAGAUCCUGUUGAUGGUUUUCUUCUUCGCUUAGGCGAGGGACUACGCCAGUUACCAUACAGAAACAGAGCCCGGCUAGAAAUACAAUUUUUAACGUUAGUGCAAGACGAACUGGAAAGUUUGCCGUAAAUAAUAAGCC
This is a messenger RNA of Zophobas morio, 668 nucleotides long. RefSeq lists its product as uncharacterized. Gene Ontology annotation, molecular function: DNA binding. Lineage: Eukaryota; Metazoa; Arthropoda; Insecta; Coleoptera; Tenebrionidae. The transcript has 2 exons. The coding region runs from base 89 to 658 and encodes 189 amino acids. The record is from RefSeq and is a predicted model, not a curated record.